Zea mays is the source of this 754-nucleotide messenger RNA. RefSeq names its product LOB domain-containing protein 1. NCBI's taxonomy places the organism in Eukaryota, Viridiplantae, Streptophyta, Magnoliopsida, Poales, Poaceae. Bases 116 to 754 code for a protein of 212 amino acids. The record is from RefSeq and is a predicted model, not a curated record. The transcript has 2 exons.
UUUUUGCGUCUGUACGAGCGUUAGUGCACUGCAGGUAAUAUAUGGUCAUCCUCAUCUAUAGUUGCCGCCAAACUUGGAAAUACCGGCCGGCGCGUGCCACACAGCAAGCAGCUAAAUGGACUGCUCCAGCGACACGGCCGUCUGCGCCGUGGCCGUGGCCGCGGCCGCGGCGCCAUCACCUCCUUCGUCAUCGCCACGGCCGCCGGCGCCGGCGCUGAGCCCGUGCGCCGCGUGCAAGAUCCUCCGCCGCCGCUGCGUGGACCGCUGCGUGCUGGCGCCCUACUUCCCGCCCACCGAGCCGCACAAGUUCGCCACCGCGCACCGGGUGUUUGGCGCCAGCAACAUCAUCAAGCUCCUACAGGAGCUGCCGGAGGCGCACCGGGGCGACGCCGUGAGCAGCAUGGUGUACGAGGCGGCGGCGCGCGUCCGGGACCCCGUGUACGGCUGCGCCGGCGCCAUCUGGCAGCUGCAGAGGCAGGUGAACGACCUCAAGGCGCAGCUGGCGCGCGCCCACGCCGAGCUCGCCGGCGCCCGCGCCCAGCACGCGCACCUCCUCGCGCUCCUCUGCGUCGAGGUCGCCGCCUCCUCGCCGCCGUCCUACGACUGCGCCGCCGGCUACUCCGCCUCCCCCUCGCGUCACCAGCUAGCGGCGGUCGUCGCGGCCAACCCCGUGAUGGCCGACGCCGUCGACGGCGCCUUGCAUCAGACGCAGGCCGGCCCCGUCAGCUGGGCCGAGGAGGCGCUCUGGACAUGA